AUGGCUGCUUUGUCCUCCAGCGAUUGGGAGAUCCAGAACACCAGCCAUCUGGCAGCUGACGGGGAGCGGGCAGCCGCCUGGCCCGUGGGCAUUCCAGCACCAUCCCGCCCGGCCUCCCGCUUUGAGGUGCUGCGCUGGGACUAUUUCACAGAGCAGCAUGCUUUCUCCUGUGCUGACGGUUCGCCCCGAUGCCCACUGCGAGGGGCCGACCGGGCCGAUGUGGCUGACGUUCUAGGGGCAGCCCUGGAAGAGCUCAAUCGUCGCUACCACCCAGCCCUGCGGCUCCAGAAACAGCAGCUGGUCAACGGCUACCGACGCUUUGAUCCUGCCCGGGGCAUGGAGUACACACUGGACUUGCAGCUGGAGGUGCUGACCCCCCAGGGCAGCCGCCGGCCCCUGACCCGCCGGGUGCAGCUGCUACGGCCGCUGAGCCGUGUGGAGAUCUUGCCUGUGCCCUAUGUCACGGAGGCCUCGCGUCUCACCGUGUUACUGCCUCUGGCUGCGGCCGAGCGUGACCUGGCCCCUGGCUUCCUGGAGGCCUUCGCCGCUGCAGCCCUGGAGCCCGGCGAUGCGGCAGCGGCCUUGACCCUGCUGCUCCUGUACGAGCCCCGGCAGGCCCAGCGGGCGGCCCACGCGGACGUCUUUGCACCUGUCAAGGCCCGCGUGGCCGAACUGGAGCGGCGUUUCCCCGGUGCCCGGGUGCCCUGGCUCAGUGUGCAGACGGCCGCGCCCUCACCACUGCGCCUCCUGGAUCUGCUCUCCAAGAAGCACCCGCUGGACACGCUGUUCCUGCUGGCCGGGCCAGACACGGUGCUCACGCCUGACUUCCUGAACCGCUGCCGCAUGCACGCCAUCUCCGGCUGGCAGGCCUUCUUCCCCAUGCACUUCCAGGCCUUCCACCCGGCCGUGGCCCCCCCCCAGGGCCCCGGGCCCCCGGAGCUGGGCCGAGACACGGGCCGCUUUGAUCGCCAGGCGGCCAGCGAGGCCUGCUUCUACAACUCCGACUACGUGGCAGCGCGCGGGCGGCUUGCAGCGGCCCCCGAGCAGGAGGAGGAGCUGCUGGAGAGCCUGGACGUGUACGGGCUCUUCCUGCGCUUCUCCGGCCUCCACGUGCUGCGGGCCGUGGAGCCCGCACUGCUGCAGCGCUACCGGGCCCAGGCAUGCAGCGCGCGGCUCGGCGAGGACCUGUACCACCGCUGCCGCGAGAGCGAGCUGGAGGGCCUGGGCUCCCGCACCCAGCUAGCCAUGCUGCUCUUCGAGCAGGAGCAGGGCAACAGCACCUGAGCCCGCCCCGCAGCCCGGAGCCCCGGCAUGGCAGCGCCCCCCACCAACUCCUCCCCAGCAACCCAGAGCCACCUACCAGCCUCGCCGGACAGGGCUGGCUGCAGCCUCGGACCCCAGGGCCGCCCGCGGGCCCCCUCUCUCUAGCUUUGUGGGUCCUCGGGCUCAGGACAGGCCCCAGCGGGCGGGGGGGGGAGGAACCUCCGGAACCGCCCCUUCCUGCCCCAAACCUGGUCUCCCUGCCCCCGCCCCCCUUGACGCUGCUGAUCAGGCUGUGGCCUCUUGAGUAUUUAUGCAGUGCAGUCUGCCUGACGCCAGCCCCAUCUCCUAGGGCCUCCUGGGGGCUGGGCUGUAGAUGAGUGGUUGGGGAAGAGGGGAGCUGAGAGAAGAAGGUAGGGUAUCUCCCAACUUCUCCCUUCUGGACCUGGAUGAAGCUCCCUGCCUUUAAUAAACUGACUGAGUGUGGACUCGU
Leptonychotes weddellii (Weddell seal) is the source of this 1753-nucleotide messenger RNA. NCBI's taxonomy places the organism in Eukaryota, Metazoa, Chordata, Mammalia, Carnivora, Phocidae. The record is from RefSeq and is a predicted model, not a curated record.